Molecule: messenger RNA, 3219 nt
Organism: Anolis carolinensis (green anole)
Lineage: Eukaryota; Metazoa; Chordata; Lepidosauria; Squamata; Anolidae
Gene: firrm
Product: FIGNL1 interacting regulator of recombination and mitosis
Exons: 25
Coding region: 90-2858 (922 amino acids)
Source: RefSeq, a predicted model, not a curated record
AGCGCGGGGGCGUGGCCUCCUCGUCCUGCUCCUCCUCAUGACCCUUGUGGCGGCAGAUUCGGAAAGCGGCUCAGGCGCGGAGGAGGAGGAUGUCGCAGUCCGAGGAGGCGCUGUCGCUGCUGGCCGAAGCAGAGGCCUGGUGCCCAGAGGAGUGCCUCCGCCACCUCCCCGCUGCUCUGCCGCGCCUCCUCUCUCUUUAUCAGGUGAUUGACAACUGGAGCCAGCGUCUUGGUGUUUUAAGGAUUUUGAUGGAGAAAUUUCUACCACAAAUUCAUCUUUCUGAAUUGGAACAAACAUUUUCCUCUAAAGUAUUGCCAAAGACAGUAGAGUUUUUUGAUGUCUUGUUGUAUGAGAUAUCCAGCCAUGCUGAACAGUUAACAAGCCAGAAUGAAGAAUUACAUAUGACAAUGAAAAACCAUAUACAGACUAUGGUUCUUGUGCUGGAAGCAUUAACAGGCUGUGUGCGACACAUCUGUGGUUUACAGGAAACUUUGCCAUUAGAUUAUGUCCACAGUCUUCCCCUCUCUAUUCUUCAUAUAAUCAAGAAGACUUACAUACACUGCAAGAACAGCGAGUCAUUGUACAGUGAAUAUUUCUGCUUGUUUUCUGAUUUGCUCCAGUCUCUGUUUAAAGAGGCCUAUGCUUUGCAAAAGCAGAUCAUGGAAAUGAUUGAGAUCGUAUCUGUGAACUCCUGUGCUGCUGAUGAGAGUGUAGCAGUUAUGGUAUCAGUGAUUCACAUUCUGCUGGAGAUCUGUUCUGCUGUUUCCAGCAUAGAUCGUGCGCUUCAUGCAAAUACAUGGAAGUUCAUCAUCAGACAAAGUCUCAAGCACAAGUCACAGAUAAAGAACAGCUUGAAACAUUCUGAUAUCUUAUGCAGCCUUUGUGAAGACAUCCUGUUUUCUUUCCAGUCUUGUUUGCAGUUGGCUGAGCAGAUGAAGUGUUCUGGAACUCAGGAAAGCACAGAUUACAAAUUGUUCCAGAGGAUGAACAAACUAUGUAGAUUUUUUGCUAAUUCUCUGCAGCAUUACACCAAGGAGUUUGCUUCUUUCCUGGUGGAUUCCUGCUCUCUGCUUCAUCAGACAUACCUUCAAAUACACAGCAGGUUUCCUCCAAGUCUUCAUGCCCCUGUGAUUUCCAAGUCUCAUCAGGAUGAAAUGGCAAGGGGAUUCCUUGUGACAUUGGACUCUCUUCUCAGUCUGCUGGUUUCCUUUAGGCCUUUCGUUGAAGUGGUAUUAAGUAAAACUCCAGAUCUCCCUCCUGAGCUGUACUUUCCACAGUGUCGACUUCUGCUUUCUGUAAUGGACACAUUGCCAUGUCAGCCCCAGGAUGUGCAAACCAUUUGGAACACAGGAAGUCAGUUUCCAAAAGAAAUUCCCAGAAUGACCUUGCUUUCAGCCCUCUUUCAUAGUCUUCAGCAGUGCUCUGGCGAGCUAUCCCUUCCUGUCCUCUCUCCAGGAAUGAUGGAAACAGAGCAAGACAAAAGCACCUUUUACCACUACGUCUGCAUCCAUCUGUGUGCCUUUAUCACAACAUUCUCUGUAUCACAUUUUCAUCUACUGGAAUGCUCCUUGUUGGAGACCAUACUUGGUUCUAAUACAAUCACUGCUCUCCUGGCUAUGGAUGCUUGGUGUUUCCUUGCUAGGUUUGAAACAGCCGAUCUGUGUGCUCACCAUACAUUUAUAAUAGCACAUUUGUUAAAAGUUUGUCCUGCUGAGAGUUACCAAGCCACUCUGCUAGGGGUCUUAUUACGCCGUUUGCUCUUUUUGAUGACCGCUGAACACCAGGUCAAGUUUGCUGAUAAAUUUCCUCCUAAAGAUACAGAGAACCUGCAGCUAUGGCAGCAUCUUUCUCUCCAAGCCCUUACUCCUCUGCUUAGGCCACAGGUUGCCCGUGAGAUUUUUGUAGUGGGAUUUACACAAUGUCAGGAGUGGUUGAACAGUGGAAGAUCUUUAGAUGAAUUUCCACAAGUGAACAUUGCUUUCUCUGCUUUGCUGUCUGUUUGCCAGACUUCUGGAGAGACGCUGGAGCCAAAACAACGUUUAGCUCUGCUUGGAACCCUUGGCCAGUUCGUGGCAGUUCUACAUGCCACAGAGGUGUCCAGUCUGUCCCAUCUACAGCACGGCUGUUGCUUGAUAUUUCGACUUCUGCAGCUCUUCAUCCAGAUGUUAGAGCCCCAGUUACUAAUCCAGAUACUUGCACUGCAAACAUCCCUCAUCCAGCUGAAUCCCUCAGAUCAUAUUCUCAUUGCAAUCUUAGAUUUUCUCUCUUCAGUGGGGAAAACCUUUAUUGUACCAGAUUUCCAGGGACAGAUUCUGCCUGAACUAUGUAGUUUGUUUGCUACAUUGCUGGCCAACAACAACUGGAUAAUUCAACAGCAUGCUAUAGAGGUGUUCACUCAGUUUGCAGAGGAGGUGCAAUCGAAACAGAUUGGAGCCCUCACCAAUAGCUGGGACAUGAAACGGAUCAAGGAAACAAGCCAUGAGGAUAUUCUUCCCCAGUGUCUUAAGUCUGAAGAAAUCAAAAGCAAAGUUGUUAUUUUCCUCUCAAAGACUGUCGAUAUUGAGGAACCAGCAGAAGCACAAGCAGAACGGAUGAAAAAGGAAAAUGCUCUUCUCAGCAGCUCCCACUUAGGGGAGACCACAGAAGAGAGGCAAAGCGACCUGAUUUUAGAGCCCUCCCCCAAGAGGAUCUGCUAUUCACCCAGUGAGGUGCAGUACACAUCGGCCAUUGACUCUGCUGAAAGAACACUGGAGGUGCUAAAGCAGCUGCUGCAAAAGGGUCCGCCCCCCAUUUGGCUUGCAAAGAAAUUAGACACAUUACAGGUGACGCUGAGCAACUUAAGGAAGACCAUAAGUUGACAAGUUUAAUUCUUCAUCACAAGGUGAUUACUGUAUUAUAUUGCAUAAUACAGCUCUACGCAAGAUGGACAAGCAAAAGCCCAAAAGACAAGCUGCAUCCCACCAUGGAUAGCCUCAAGUGUUAACGUUGCUUGCUCAGUUUAUUUAUACAUGUUGCAGGUAUAGAGUGGAAAAAUCAAGAUAGGAACCAAUCCAAGCAACUGGCCUUGAACAAAAAUUCAUGCUUUUUUAGAUGCCAUUCAUGUUCAGCAUUAUCUCCCAGGAUAUUUUUCUACCAGCAGGAAGGAUAUAUUACAGGUAUGAUCAACUGUUGCCCUGAGGCCUCCCAUCUAGCAAUAAAAGCAUCCUGCCUACAAAUGAA